This is a messenger RNA of Girardinichthys multiradiatus, 5137 nucleotides long. RefSeq names its product KN motif and ankyrin repeat domains 1a (gene kank1a). The record is from RefSeq and is a predicted model, not a curated record. Bases 546 to 4613 code for a protein of 1355 amino acids. The transcript is spliced from 13 exons. Gene Ontology annotation, biological process: negative regulation of actin filament polymerization. Lineage: Eukaryota; Metazoa; Chordata; Actinopteri; Cyprinodontiformes; Goodeidae. Gene Ontology annotation, molecular function: protein binding. Gene Ontology annotation, cellular component: cytoplasm; cytoskeleton.
UGUCCGGAAAAUGGCAAACAUUGAUAUCAAUCCGCCCAAAAAAAAAAAAAAAAUCGUCCGGUCGAAAGAAGUUUAAUAUUCUAAAACUGUAUUAUUUUGCGGAGGAGAAACGUCUCCUACGGUGUCCGUUUUGUCAUUUAUUACCUCUGAUAAAGCGCCGACCGUACCCAGCCGAGCAGCCACUGCGCAUGAGCGUGGGUCACCUCGCCUCUGAGCCGCGGGAGCGGACAGUACAAAGCUGCUGGUUCUGCUGCAGAUGGGACGUGUUCUGUGCGACCGGGAUAAACUUUAACCCUGUUCGGGUCUGUGGGAAGUUAUUGUGUGACCCAGAAGAUUGACUCAUUGAAGAACUGGAACUCAAAGACGGCUUGUGGAGUUAGCAGGGAAGUGGAGGUGAAUUCAAGUCCAAAGAAGAAGAGCAGCGUGGGAGACACUUGGAAACUUGGCGUCUGUUUGCAGGUUGCAUGGUAAUCUGGACUUGAUGCAUGCCAGUUGCAUGACUGCAGAGGGUCUUGUUGUGGGACUGAGAGCACACAGCGGCAGCCAUGGCUCAAACAGUACACGUAAACGGCAAUGGUCCAGAAAGAGCACAAACAUCCCCGAGCACUGGAGAUGAGAAGGACUCCUACUACGUUGAAACUCCUUACGGUUACCAGUUAGACCUGGAUUUCCUCAAAUAUGUCGACGACAUCGAGAGGGGCAACACCAUCAAGAAGCUGAGUAUCCAGAGGAAACCCAAAGUGGCCAAACCUCUGGCAACACCUCGGAGCACCACUUCCGGGGUCGGCGCUCGGCCUGAAUGGAUCUCCACGGACUCCCUGUCCUCCUCCAACAGCGACGGCAAACAGUCCCCAGUCUUUUUCCCCUCGAGGCACCAGGACGCCGCUCCGUUGACCCUAACCCUCCCCAGGGGGACCAUUGAAGUUCCUGUAGGUCAGUCCUACUUGGUCUUGGCAGAGCAGAAGCAGCUCCUUCCUCCACCUUCACCCAGGUUUGCUCCUCGUCACAACCCCCAAGUGGAAAAGACGCUCAUGGAGACGCGUCGUCGGCUCGAACAGGAGCGUCUGCUCGUGCAAGCCCACAACGAGCCUCUGAUUCCCCGCCGUCGUCUCGCCAGCUUUGGUGGCAUGGGUUCCAGCAGCUCUCUGUCAUCUUACUCAAGUUCAGUCGCCCCAAGCCAGAUCUCCCCCAGCACCCACCAGCCUCUAGCUAUCAACGGCCUGUCUAAUGGAGAAUAUAACCCUUAUUACUCACAGUCCAGAGGCAGCUCCAUUCGCCACAGCCCCAUGAGCUCUGGCGUGGCCACGCCGGUGACCAACGUCAGCCCGUUACACCUGCAGCAGAUCAGAGAGCAGAUGGUUGUGGCCCUCAAGAGGCUGAAAGAGCUGGAGGAGCAGGUGAAAACCAUUCCCAUCCUACAGGUGAAGAUCGCAGUUCUGCAGGAGGAGAAAAGACAACUAGCCGCUCAGACAAAAAACCAAGGUCUCAGUGGCUUCCGCAAGCGUUCCUAUAGUGUGGGCAGUGCUGACCAAAUGGAGAGCUCUGGAUCUAUCCAAAAGGAAACCGAGCUGCACAUCAUAGAGCCAGAGGUCCAGGAGCAGAGCUCCCAGCGGCUGGAGGAGUUCAGGCAUCUGGCUGCUGAGGUCCAAGCCUUGGAGAAGACGACCAAGGAGAAUAACAUUGCUGAAGUUCAGCCUCAAAACCAAGUGCACCAGAAAUCGAUCGGUGUAGUUACAGAUGAAAAUAUGAAGAGUCUUUCCGUCUUCCCGAGCAAACGGCAAAAAGACAGUUGUUUCCAGGACGCGGGAAUGAUGACGGAGCGGCUGGAGAUGCGGAGUGCUGGAGUUCUUGUGACUGAGACCAUGCUGGGCAUGACCAGUGAAGCUGACAAAGAGAUAGAGCUCCAACAGCAAACGAUCGAAGCUUUGAAGGAGAAGAUCUACCGCCUAGAGGUCCAGCUUAAAGAAACUACUCAUAAGAUGGAGAUGGGUAAGCUAAAACUGGAGCUCCAAGCAGCUGGCGGGUCAAACAAGAAGAAGGCGGACAAAGGGCUGAUGGUGAGGCCAGAGAUGUACAACGCAUCUGUAGAGGCCAAAGUCCAGAUGCGCAGCCAGGGAGUAGGUGAACAUCUGGAAUUCAACCAUGCAAGUACAGAUAAAACUCUGCAGACCCACACAGUGGGAGUGUCCUGUCAGGUCGGCACGCAGAGCACUGCCACAGGACCUGACCUCCCGAUGGACCAGUGGGUGGUGCAUCAGCGGGUGGAGAUGAAUGACCAGUGUGUGGGGAGACGGGUAGAGACAUGCCACCAGAAGGUGGGGAUGGAGCUGAGUAUUUGUGAAGCAGGAGUAAACACUGAGGAGUUGGUGGACAAACUGGGCCUCUUCAGAACCAUGACGGAGCCGAACAAACAGUCCAGAUCAGUCGGCUGUGGAGAUUGCUCGGUGGAUGUCAACAUCAGUCCCGUGAAGACGUUUGUGUCGCAAGGAACCGACCCAGAUUUUGUGGGUAAGGUGGACUUCGCUGUUAUGACUGCUCCCGAUUCAGCAUCUCAGCAGACCAGUACUGAUGCAGAAUAUGAGAGCAAGUCCACAAACACAAAAACAGCCGAGGUGACGAACUCCUUCACUGACAUGGAGCUGAGCACCUGUGAUAAGCACACCAACACGGCAGGACCUGAAACAAGGACUGUAGCUGCUGGGGAGGGACUCGUCAAAGAUGUUCUAACAGCAAAGAUGCGUUCAGUCGCGGUUGGAACCACCAGCGAAGUGGGGUCGUUUCCCAGCAAACCAAACCCGACUAAAACCAAAGAAUGUGGGGUGGGCCCAGUUAGCAUCCAUGAUAACUUCUUAAUUGGUUUGAAAACCCGAAACAUUGCAUGUGGUCCUUCGCAGCCUGCUGACUCUGCCGCAAGCAAGGAGGUGAAGACCGAGGCUGUGGCACCGCAGCCACAAGGUGGCGUCGGACUGGAUCAUUACAUAGAGAGGGUUCAGAAGCUGCUGCAGGAGCAACAGAUGCUGCUAGCAGAGAACUACAGUGAGCUGGCGGAUGCUUUUGGCCAGCCCCAGACCCAGUUCGGAUCCAUCAACAGUCAACUGGUCAGCACGCUGUCGUCCAUCAACUCGGUGAUGAAGUACGGGAGCGCGGAGAACAUCCUGAAGCUUCACUCGGACUCCAGCAGAGAGAGCUCUCUGCAGCUCAGGUUGCCAGAUGUUGGGACAGAAACCACAGAUCAUCCUGAAAACACUCCUGCACAGCAGCAUCAGAUCAGCGCAGCAGAGCAGAAGAGCCGCAUGGAUAAGCAGAUGUCUACAGCACUGCAUGGUCAGCCAUGCAGCCAGAACACCCUGAAAUCCAUCAUGAAGAAGAAAGAUGGCCGAGCCGGUGCCAAUGGCACCAAGAAGAACCUUCAGUUUGUUGGCGUAAACGGAGGAUAUGAAACUACGUCAAGUGACGAGUCCAGCUCUGAGGACAGCAGCUCUUCUGGAUCGGAGGAAGAGGAGGAGGAGGAUGAGGAGAAGGAGUAUGGAGCAAAGGAAGAUGAGUUCCAGAAAGAUGGAGUAAGGAGAAUCGGGGAGGAGUUUCAAAAUGAGGGAGCUGAGGAUGUGGACAAGAAGGAUGAAGAGGAAGGUUCAGAGAAUGAGAAGAGGGAGAGGUAUGAGCUGAGUGAGAAGAUGCUGGCUGCCUGUGAUGUUCUCAAAACUCACCUCAGCGACUCCAAGGCUGUGAGCAGCAAAGAUCUGAGAGCCGUUCUGAACACGGUGCAACACGAGUGGUUCCGAGCGUCCAGUCAGAAGGCGGCGGUUGCGGGAAUGGUGGAGGACUACCUGCGGGCCUUCGAAGCCGUCUCACCAGACGUGCUGCGCCACAUCGUCAACAUGGCCGACGGCAACGGCAACACGGCGCUGCACUACAGCGUGUCUCAUUCCAACUUCCAGGUGGUCAAGAAGCUGCUAGAUGCAGAUGUGUGCAACGUGAACCAGCAGAACAAGGCCGGAUACACGCCAAUCAUGCUCGCUGCGCUGGCCGCCGUGGAGACGCCGAAGGACAUGUGCAUCGUGGAGGAGCUCUUCAGCAAGGGAGACGUGAACGCUCGGGCCAGUCAGGCCGGUCAGACGGGGCUGAUGUUGGCCGUCAGUCAUGGCAGGAUGGACAUGGUUCGGGCCCUGCUGGCCCACGGAGCCGACGUCAACGUCCAGGACGACGAGGGCUCCACGGCGCUGAUGUGCGCCAGCGAACACGGCCACGUUGAGAUCGUCAAACUGCUGCUGGGCCAACCGGGCUGCGACGCCACGCUCAGCGACGGAGAUGGGAGUAACGCUCUGUCCAUCGCUCUGGAAGCAGGACACAAAGACAUCGCCGUGUUGCUUUAUGCACACGUCAAUUUCUCCAAAGCCCAGUCGCCUGUAAGUUGCAGCUUCUGCAGGGAACGCCUCGACUCGGCAGGAAAACCUCACCAAGUCCGACUCAGAGGGGAAUGUUUGAUUAGAUGCUCCCACCUGGUCCCACAAGCGCUGCGCUGCUAUUGGUUCUGGCAGAACGAAGCCUCCUCCCUUAAUCCUGACAAGCAACCAAUGAGAUUCCUGGAUUUCUUUUUUUAUUUAUGUAUCUAGUUUUCCACCACGAUGAGCCCAAAGUGCCCUUUGAAUAUGAAUGUAACCAUCAGGUGCCUCAGAGCCAGCAGAUUGUGCCUGAAAUGUCUCCCAUUUAUCACCACCUUCUUUUCCGCAUCAUUUUGCAUCCAUUUUUCUUCUUCUCAAAGCUCAGAUAAUCAUUCAGAUCCAUCUCUCCAUAUGUGAGUAAAAAUAGUUCCUGUAUAUAGAGUUCAUGCCAGUCCCAAAUAACCCCCCAAAAACUAAUUAAUUGUACUUUUAUAAAGGUCCUCUGUAUCUAUUUAAAAAGAACUUCCUAUUACUCCUCAGCAAUCCAUGAAGUUAAAUAUUUAUCAGAGUAUAGUUUUUAAUGCACAUAUGUAUUUCAUUGUACAUACAGUGGUCGUAGUCUAGUUGUUCAGUGUCUCUGUCAUGUGUAAAAUAAACUCUGGUGUUCAAGGUGCUGACUUUCAUCUUCACAUGAGAAUCGAGGUGCCUGAAACGUUGCCUUUAACCACAAGUAUCGAUUAAAGAGUUAAAAUCUG